GUUCGGAGGAGGAUGAAGAUGAAGAAGAUGAAGCUGAGGACGAACCGCAGCCAGCUGCUGUUUCUGUCCAGAGAGGAAACAUCUGGAAACUUCCAGAGAGAGGGAACGCUGCGGGUCGGACGGCGACAGGACAGAGGUCUGAGUGCGAGGUUCUGUCGUCUGAGGGGAAACCUGCUGUUCAUCCUCAGGAAGCAGGGCGGUGAGCUCGAGGAGGUGUUGCUGUUGGAGAGAUGUGAGGUUAUGACACUUCCUGACGACAACAGACGACUGUCUGUCAGCUUUGAGAGCGGCGGCCCUCCCGUGUUCCUGCAGUCCAGCAGCGCUGCGGAGUGCGUGUCCUGGCUCGUCGCCCUCAGAGACGCCAACGCCGAGGCGCUGACGAGACGCAUCGCACACCUCGCCGCGCUCGUCGACGCACACUCCACCCGACAACAACAACAACACACACACACGGCUGCACCGUGCCCCGGCCGAGAGACGCGCCUGGAACGUGACGGAGGUACAGGUGGAGUCGAUCCUGCUGUUAAAGUGUCUCCACUGCACCUGAGAGUCGUGUGUCGGGUCGCGGUCGCAGCUGCAGCCACAGUCCAAAUUCAAGUUUGUGUGAUCGACACACACACGCACACAGUGAGGAGGCACGGCUGCUCCGAGACAGUGCAGGAACCGGAUGAAAGUGUGUUUCUAACAUCUGUGUGUUUCCGUGGUGACUACCCUCUCUACCACCACAGCAGGAUCAAAGUCACCGUUUACCACACAGAGAGGAGCUUCCUGGGCUUCACCUCCUUCUCCAUCCGAGACAUUCUCAGGUCCAAGGAGCCUCACACUUCCGCCGGCCUCAGGACGAUGGACGGGCUGAACGAGGUCGGGGAGGUGAGCGUGUCCCGGCUGCAGAUGGACGAGCAGAGCGACGACACAUCGCCUCCUGAACACGAGCGUCCUGCUCUGUGCGACCGUCUCCACGGCUCCGUCCACGACAAGGAGAACAGUCCGACGAUGAGAGCCGUGCUGUGUGCCCAGGUGUGUAAGGUGUACAGGUUCCUGACGGAGGACCAGCGAUGGCUGCUCGUCAGGGAACAGUUGUCCGAGACGCCGCUCUCCUUCUCGUUACCCAAACAGCUGCUGAGAGCGCUCAUACGGGAGCACGCCGACAGGGUCCAGGAAGUGAACGGGCUCGGGGAGCUGUCGCCGCACUGGGACGGCCUCCGCCACGAUGUCAUCAACCACUGCAGCCACCUGAUUGGCUGUUAUCAGGACACGCUCGCCGAGCUCGACAGACUCUCAGUGUCGUCCUGUUUCAAGUCGAGCGGCAGCAAGUCGGACCGACACCUCCAGUUCGUCCCGACCAACCUGCACACGCAGAGGAUGGAGGUCACCGACCCGGACAGCUCGGGCGUGUGGUAUGAGGUCAUCACGUUCGGUGCCCCGGCCGAUCACCACCAGGCCUUCAGACACGGCGGGCUGAGGCGACUGCUCAACAAACACACCGGCCACAGCGACGGCUCCGUCUCCUACUCCCAGGACGAGAGCUCCAGGGCCCGGGAGCUGCUGGCCAGCGUGGCCCAGCUGCAGCCUCUGGUCUUCGGCCUCGCAGAGGAGCUGCUCUCCGUCUCCCAGGAGCCGCACGCCGCCCGACUGCAGCAGGUGCUGGACGCCCUGACCCGACAGACGGAGCAGUUUGUCCACGCGCUCAAAGACGAGCUGGUGAAGAGCGCCCUGCUGGCGAUCCACGGCCAGUUCGCCGCCCCCUGCGGCGGCAGCCACGUCCACAGCAACGGGCUGCUCUGUGACAACUCGCCGGCGGGUCGGGAGGGACCGCCUUCGCUCGGCCAACGGGACGACGUCCGGCGUGACGCGGAGUACGACGAGGAGGCGUGGGACAGGGCGUGGGCCAACGUCGCCAUGAGCCUCAACUGCAUCAUCGCCAUGGCGGACCGGCUGCGGGGGCGGGCGGACCGCCCUCAGGGGGGGACGUCCGGCGAGCAGCAGGAAGCCGCGGGCGACGCGGACGCUCGGGACGCCGCCUCUCCCUCCUCCUCCUCCUCCCCCUCCUGGCAGGAGCAGCUGCUCCCUCUGGUGGUCACCCUCAGGGACUGCGUGCGCGAGGCUGUGGCGAAGGCGCGAGCCGCCAUGACCUUCGUGGUGCUGCGCGGCGCCGUGGCCCCCACGGUCGACCAGGGCCCUGCGCAGGUCGUCCAGCGGCGCCACGCCGUCUUCAGCCAGGCGCUGUCGGCGCUCGUGUGUGGCUUCAUGUUGAAGUUGUACGGAGGUCUGGAGGAUCCCGACUUCCUGCAGCAGCUUCACUCUGUCGGAGUCCUGGCUCAGUUUGAGAGCCUGCUCAGCACCUACGGUGACGAGGUGGGGAUGCUGGAGGACAUGGAGGUGGGCGUGGCCGACUUGAGCCAAGUGGCAUUCACCGUCACGGAGGCUAAGACGGAAGAAACGGACGACCUGCUGCCGACGCUCAGCGGAACGUGGGGCAGUUUUGUGGUCGAGGUCCCGCUGACGCCGGAGACGUUCGCGCUGUUGCCACGGGAGCUGAGAGAGGGGCGUCCGAUACGAGUCCACCCGGUGCUCUUCAACAUCGGGAUCAACCAGCAGCAGAGUCUGGCCGAGAGGUUUGGCGACAGCUCGCCGCAGGAGCGAGUGAACCAUCAGAGCUGCGAGCGCCUCAGAGUUUACUGCCGCGCGCUGGGAGAGCGGCGGCCUGACGCGGCUGGUGUCCAGUCGCUGUCCGACCUGCUGACGUCUCUGGAGCGGAGCGUCGACGCCAGGAAGAGGAAGAACGUGGAGGUGCUGUGGAUCGCCGCUACGGUGUGUCGCCAGGUGAGCGGCGUUCGCCUGACGAGCUGUAAGAGCGCGAAGGACCGCACGGCGAUGUCGGUGACGCUGGAGCAGUGUGUGUUACUGAGGGAGCGACACUCACUCGGCCAACAACACUUCAGCUCAGCACUGGACUGCAUGAGGAGGGACGGCUGCAGGAUGGAGAACGUGCAGAAGAACGUAGGCAGCAGGAAGUUCGCCUUCAGCGGCGUGCAGCUCCUCACCUUCCCCAGACUGUACCGACCUCCGGACGGCAGCUACGGCUCGACACACUGACCGGCGCGUUUCUGAAUUUAUCGUGUAUUAAGUGUUUUGGUUUUGUAAAUGAAUUCCCUUUUUUUGGAUCUACAAAUAUGUUUUUCUGCAAUAAAUUAAAACUUGAAUCUUUUUUUAUAAAAAAAAAUCGAAUUGAUUGAAGCUCGGUUAUUUAAGACUAUACAUCAUGAAAGUUUCUAAUUAUUAAGUGUAGAUUCUGACAUAUUGUCCGUGGUGAUUUCUUCAAGGUUUCAUUUUGUGUGAACUGUAAGAUUAAGAGGUUGUCAAUGUAUAACAUUUCUUGUAAUUCAAUAUAUUUUUUUAAUAGUUGUACUGUAACUUGGAUUAUUCCAUCGUAGUUUGAAUCACUGAUUCAGUUUCAUAAAAAAAUUAUCUGACGUGUUUGUUUUGAUUUACAGCGUUUGCAUUUCUCCGCCGGGCCGCUGGGGGGCGCUGCUCAGGGAUCAGUGCUCACAGAGCUGCGUCAUGUCGGACGUAGUCAGACAAACCCAGAACGGAAACGAGGUGUUUAGCCCUUUCAAAAUAAAAGGGAAGUCGCUCAUUUGCCAUUUAGCCAACGGAGGGCAUCUCACGUAGCUAACCCAUAUUAUGCUCUUAGAAAUGAUCACUGAUUGUAGCUUCAAUUUAACAGUUCAAUCUUUUUGUAAUUGAUUAAUCUGUCAGUUAUUGUUCGUCAAUAAAUUAAUAUAAAGAUU
Molecule: messenger RNA, 3791 nt
Organism: Scophthalmus maximus (turbot)
Lineage: Eukaryota; Metazoa; Chordata; Actinopteri; Pleuronectiformes; Scophthalmidae
Product: type II inositol 3,4-bisphosphate 4-phosphatase-like
Exons: 25
Coding region: 13-3096 (1027 amino acids)
Cellular component (GO): cytoplasm
Molecular function (GO): phosphatidylinositol-3,4-bisphosphate 4-phosphatase activity
Source: RefSeq, a predicted model, not a curated record